AUGGCGUCCAGUUUGCCGACCAUUAUCUUUGCAUGCCUCGCUGUGCUGAUGUCGUUUCUUAGAAGAUAUAAGCCUUUCAGAAACUGGGCUGCCUCUUUGAUGCAACAUUCACUCUCAGAUUACCUUUUGCCAUCCAAGCAACUUGUCGUGGCAACGCCCGAUUUCAAGAUAUGCAAGACUGCACCCUGUUUCGAGACCUCUGAGAGCACCACACUUUAUGAGCUAACUCAAUGCCUUGCGCAAUUACAAGAGUACAGUGUCAGAGCUCAGCGUCAGAAUGCUACCAUCUUCAACAGAACAAAGGAACUGGAUGAGAUUCAUAUUGAACAGUUGAGGGAGCUCGAAUAUUUCUCCAAGAUUAAAGAAGUGAAUAAAUGUAUUGAAGCGAAUCACAGUGUUUUAAAGGCAGUUAUUAGCCAUAUUCUUGAGAAGAUCGUUCGGGCCAACUUCAAGAAUACGGAGGAUGAAGCUUUACCUGAUCAAUUGAAAACAAUUUGUGCUGAGCUAGGUUACACCCUCAACAAUGACGGUUCAUUGAAGUUCGUCAGCGAACAAGUCGUGUUGGCGGCGUCGCCGUCCAACCAGAAUCGAGUAAAUGAGGCUAUAGGUCAUCUAUGUAGAGACUGGAGCAGCGGUUUUCUGUGUGAGCGAGAGCCAUUGAUCGAAUUUAUCUGCAAGAGCCUAAAUCACCCUAGUGUCGACAGCGGCAAGAGAACUCUGAUUGUCAUUCCUGGAGCAGGAGCAGGACAAAUACCUUACUCCACGGCCAAAAAAUUUCCAAAUUUUGAUGUUGUUUCUAUUGAGCUAUCACCUCUCAUGUAUGUGUUCAACGAAUUUGCUUUAGACCAUGGAACCGACGUUGGAAUUAGGCCAUUUUGUCAGCAUUACUCUGGAAGCUCCAGCGUGCAAAGUCAAACGAGGAAAUUUAAUGUUCAACUAACGGGCAUAAAGAGGCCAUCAAACUUAACAGUUCAUUGGGGUAAUUUCCUUCAAUACACUACCAAUGGACAGAAAUAUGACCAAGUCAUUGUCUGUACAGCUUUUUUCAUUGACACGGCCGAGAAUUUAUUUGAAUACAUCAAGGCUAUCGAAUCAUUGAGCGACUGCUGCGAUGAACUGCAAUGGAUCAACAUUGGACCCCUAAAAUACGAGACGAGACCGUUGGUUCAAUUUACAGCAGAUGAAUUACGACAACUGCGUGAGCUUCGAGGCUGGCGCGACAUUGUCGAAGAAAGAGUUACUGACUAUAAGAGUGGGCUGAAUGGAUACAUGACCGAUCGCGAAUCGUUAUACCAGGGUUAUUAUGGUUUACUUAAAUUCCAUACUCGGUUUCAGAAAGAGAAAAAUACGAUCCGAGACGACUGA
This is a messenger RNA of Torulaspora globosa, 1365 nucleotides long. RefSeq lists its product as uncharacterized. Lineage: Eukaryota; Fungi; Ascomycota; Saccharomycetes; Saccharomycetales; Saccharomycetaceae. Gene Ontology annotation, molecular function: S-adenosylmethionine-dependent methyltransferase activity. The record is from RefSeq and is a predicted model, not a curated record. The transcript has a single exon. Bases 1 to 1365 code for a protein of 454 amino acids.